UGUUGUCGGACGUGUUUUUGUCCUCGGUCGUUUUUCGUCUUGGAAAAAAGGUUUGCUUAUGCUUUCAAAAACGGCCCACUCGGAGAGCACAAGGACGUUUGCUGUUGUCAGUUGAACUGCUCCAUGAUGGCUUGCUUUCUUGGAAUCGAACGAUGCACAGCUCAUGAGCAGAACGUGUUUUGGUUUACCGUAGCUUAGCUUGCCGGGCUGUUGUGAAUGUUUGCGCAGUGCUUAUGAGUGGUGUGCAGGUCAUCACCUUUUCAUUUCAAAGUGGGUGAAAUUUAAGAAUUGUGGGCGACGGUUCAGCCGAGUACAAUUCACAUGUUCAAUUACUGAAGUGCAAAUAAACCACUGUGUUACAGCGGAUUCACCAAAGAUUGAUCCUCGCGGGAGAUAGCGCGGUUUGUCAACGUUCAAGCCAUCUUUGGUCAAUGGUUGGUGCAACAGGAAAUGCCUGAAGGAAUAUCAACAACAUCAUCCCAAAAAUGCUUAGACCAGCAAGCAUCCAUAAAGACUGCUACCUCCAUCCAGACAUCAUAUGGCCAGCCAUUCAGUUCCACACACCCGCAUCUCAUGAAAGAGGGGGAGGUGACACCCGGCCUCUCGUCUGACGAGUACUGCAGCCGGCGUCACCGGCUGAUGGAGCUGCUGACCCAGCAGAUGGCUGCCGCCCAGCCACGCCACCAUGUGGUGAUCGUGCCGGCAGCGCGGAUGGCCUACCUCUCUGAGGACAUCCCGCACCCAUUUCGUCAGAACACCGACCUGCUCUACCUGAGUGGCUGCCAGGAGCCAGACACGGUGCUGGUGCUGCACUCUGUGCCCGGCCGGCCGGCGCCGGCGCACACCAGCGCGCUCUUCGUGCAGCGCAACACGGCGCACCGUCAGCUGUGGGAGGGCGGCUGCACGGGCCCGGCCGCUGCGCCGCAGCUGCUGGGCCCGACUUCGCUGGCGCGCGCGCCGCCGUCUGGUACGACUUCCAGGCAGACCUGCAGGCGCCGCUCAAUGCCACCGUGCGUGACUUCGUCGGCGCGCUGA
Pollicipes pollicipes is the source of this 1035-nucleotide messenger RNA. Its product is annotated as xaa-Pro aminopeptidase 3. The record is from RefSeq and is a predicted model, not a curated record. Gene Ontology annotation, molecular function: manganese ion binding; metalloaminopeptidase activity. Gene Ontology annotation, biological process: proteolysis. The coding region runs from base 451 to 1035 and encodes 194 amino acids. Gene Ontology annotation, cellular component: mitochondrion. NCBI's taxonomy places the organism in Eukaryota, Metazoa, Arthropoda, Thecostraca, Pollicipedomorpha, Pollicipedidae. The transcript has 4 exons.